This is a messenger RNA of Trichechus manatus latirostris (Florida manatee), 192 nucleotides long. RefSeq names its product keratin-associated protein 19-8-like. The record is from RefSeq and is a predicted model, not a curated record. NCBI's taxonomy places the organism in Eukaryota, Metazoa, Chordata, Mammalia, Sirenia, Trichechidae. Bases 1 to 192 code for a protein of 63 amino acids. The transcript is spliced from 2 exons.
AUGAGCUACUGCAGGAGCUACUAUGGAGGCCUGGGCUACGGCUGUGGAGGCUUCAGUGGCCUGGGCAGUGGUUAUGGCUGUGGCUGUGGGAGCUUCCGCAGACUGGACCAUGGCUUUGGCUAUGGAGGCUAUGGAUAUGGCGGCUGCCGUCCAUCUUUCCAGGGUGGAUAUGGAUUCUCCAGCUUCUAUUGA